Molecule: messenger RNA, 1716 nt
Organism: Melanotaenia boesemani (Boeseman's rainbowfish)
Lineage: Eukaryota; Metazoa; Chordata; Actinopteri; Atheriniformes; Melanotaeniidae
Product: zinc finger protein 239-like
Exons: 3
Coding region: 97-1263 (388 amino acids)
Biological process (GO): regulation of transcription by RNA polymerase II
Cellular component (GO): nucleus
Molecular function (GO): RNA polymerase II cis-regulatory region sequence-specific DNA binding; DNA-binding transcription activator activity, RNA polymerase II-specific
Source: RefSeq, a predicted model, not a curated record
UGGGAACGCGCAUCAAACCAGAACUGCUGUGGUUUAUUUGGCGAGCUGCUGUUGCGGUUUUCAUUCUGCAACUUCCUUUUGUGUGAAGCUGCAGCUAUGGGCCCGGACCACACACCAGACAUUAAAACAGAGUCUUCAGAGGACAGUCCAGGAGUUGCUGAAAUUAAGGUAAUCCCAGAAUCAGAUUCCAAUGAUGCUUCAGCUGCAUCUGAGCCUGAGAACUCCAAACAACCAGAGAGCAGAACAUCAGACAAGUGCUACUCCUGCUCCGUCUGCAGGAAGAUGUUUGACAGACCGUCAAAGCUAGAGAGGCACAAAGUAGUCCACUCCAGGGAGCCCAAAACGCUUCAUCAGUGUCCGCAUUGCGAGAAGAGCUUCACUCAACAGGAUAAGCUGCUCCGACACCAAAACUGCCACAACAGAACAAACAAGCAUCCCUGUCCCGACUGUGGGAAAGUCUUCAAUAGGCCUUCGAAGCUGGAGAGGCAUAAACGCACACACUCAAAGAAACCGAGGGUCCCCCAUCAGUGCUCAUACUGUAUGAAGACAUUUAGUAAGCUGAACAAACUUGUCCGCCACAAGCGAAUGCACACGGGUGAGAAACCUUUCACCUGCCCCAUCUGUGGAAAGGGAUUCUCCGAGUCAGGUCACUGCAAAGCACACGAAAAGACCCACGAGGAUCAGCCAGAGAAGCCUCACUGCUGCCCGGACUGCGGCAUGCGCUUCUUUAAAGCCUCCGAGCUCCGUCGGCACCUCCGUUCCCACACGGGAGAGAAGCCUUUCAGGUGCACGCUGUGCGAGAGCUGCUUCUCGCGCUCAGAGGGGCUCAAAAGACACAUGAGAAGCCACACGGGGGAGAGGCCGUACAAAUGCAUCAUCUGCGGAAAAGGAUUUUACUCACGCCAGGAUCUGAAUACUCAUGGAUUGAUUCACUCAGGAGAGAAGCCUCAUCUUUGCCCCGUGUGCGGCAAAGGCUUCUCACAGCUGGGCAAUAUGAAAGAGCAUGAGCAAAACGUCCAUAUUAAGUCAGAGAAGUAUAUUUGCAACGAGUGUGGGGCGACUUUCACUCGGUACAAGUCGAUGACGAAGCAUCAGCGGACACACACAGGAGAGAGGCCCUACCUGUGCCUCACCUGUGGUCGCAGGUUUUCAUGGAGCCACUCCCUCAGUAGACACAGAAGGACACACGCACAUCAGCAGAUGUGUUUGGACACAUCGAAAGACUUAAGUUUUGAAGGACCAUCUGAGAAUCCCAGCAGCUGAAAAAUAAAGAGUGAGACGAAUUCAUCUUCUUUUAACUUUUCUAAAGAGACACUUUUGUUCUUUUUAGUACACUAAGGAAAUUGUUGCAUGCUUUUAAUUGUUCACAUUAAAAUUUAUUUCUCAAAACCCCAUCACAUCUUCCUUGGAUGGCAGAGUUCAACUUGAUUACUAAAAAUCUUUUGUUUUUAAACCUUAGGUUGACUUAUUAGAAGAUUUAUUACAACCAAAGUGAAACUUGUAAUCGUUCACAACCAAACCAUUCAGAUUUUUGAAAACUAGAAUCCAUGCGAGAGGUAGCUCAGUGAGUGCAAGUUAAAGAUUUUUGCUGUUAUAACUGUAAAACUGUUUCGUUUUGUAUUGAGAUGAAUAGCACUUAAGAUGUAAUUGUGUAAUCCACUGAUUGUUUUUUUCAUGGUACAUGGCACUUACUGUCAAUAAAGAUAUUUACUUUGC